CGCCACGCCAGGGGUCAGUGUGGGCUAGCAGAAGGAAAGUAAUUCACCUUUCACGACAACGAAUAAAAAACACCCUAGGGAAAGCACAAAAUGAGACUUUUCGCGGAUCUACUGUAAUAUACGUCUUUAUAUUACUGCGAUAACGUCUCCAAAGUCCGUAUCUAGCGAAAUGAUUACUACGGCUCUCGCCUUUUAGUUGUUUCAGUGUCGUUUGUUGUAAAGUUGAAUAGCCAAGCAAGGCACAGCGUGCCAACGCGUCGUCGCUAGCCGGACUAGGAGUCAUUGGUGUCACAGCGCACAUAAAAUCGUAUUUUUACCAACGUUCACAGUCUUUUAUUCCCCUUUGUCAGAGGCCGAAUGGUUCGGCGGUUACUGUUUGGCAUAUUUACGUGCCUUUGUUGCACCUUGCGUCCGGCACGCCGUUACCUUUUGACCAUGCAACGUUUUUUGACGAGAUUUGUCAGCCGCCUUUGGCUGGGCGAGCCCGUGGCGGCGGUGAUGAGCACCGAAACUCGACUGCACGAGCAAGGGCGACGAAAGAUGGUGGUGGGCCUGGGAAACCCGGGGAUGGAGGGCACGCGGCACAGUGUGGGCAUGGCGGUAGUCGACGCCCUGGCGGCCCGUUUGGGCAAAGGCCAAAGUUGGAGGAGCGACAGGCAACUUUCCGGCGAGGUGGUGAUGGCGGACGAGCGCCGCCUGGUGUUGCUGCGCCCCCGAGUGCUGAUGAACAUCAACGGUGUGGCGGUGGCCAAAGCAGCCAGCAAGUACGGCAUCCAACCUGAGGACAUCCUGCUGGUCCAUGACGAGCUCGACAAACCUUUAGGAAAGGUUGGCAUCAAACAUGGAGGAAGCGCAAGAGGCCACAACGGCGUCCGCUCCUGCGUGGACUGCCUGCGCAGUGACGUGAUGCUCAGGCUGCGGGUCGGCAUCGGGCGUCCGGCGGGUAACACGUCGGUAGAGCGCCACGUCCUGGGCCACUUCUGUCCUGAGGAGCGGAAAAUUUUGGACUCUGUCGUCGUUCAGAGUGUCGACAUUCUGAUGUCUCAUCUUGGCAAUCAAGAAGAAAAGUGCACAUCGUCAUCCUUGCCAGCAGGGGGCAGACGAAAGAAAGUGACCAGGAUAGAACACCUCCAGACACAUAUAUAAAACUACUUUUUGUUCACAAGCAGAAUAUAGUUUCCAAAACUAAUGUAGGACUACAUCCUGGUAAAUUUCAAAAACAAGAUGGACUGAAAUAUAAUGCACAACAUCCAAAUAAAAGUCAUUUGUUUACAAGAACCUGCAAAGUCCUAGCAAGCCACCAGGAAGUAGCAACCCACUAGUGGAAAAGCGAAACAUGGCUGCAUGUCAUUUUCAUCUCACAUGACACAUUUUGUACACAAGUGUCAAGAAUCCGCUUGCUGGCAGUCACACAAGUUCUCAAGCAAAAUUCCUUAGUUCACAAAAAGGUGCCAAAAAUCCUAUUUUGCCGGCCAUCAGGAAGUAGCAAAAUAAAAAGAAAUAAAAGCUAAACACAUGCUCCAACUGUCAUGACACUCAUACAGUUUUCUGUUCAUAAGUGAUCAGCACCUGCUGGCAAGCACAACAUAGCAG
Messenger RNA from Syngnathoides biaculeatus (alligator pipefish), 1593 nucleotides. RefSeq names its product peptidyl-tRNA hydrolase 1 homolog (gene ptrh1). The coding region runs from base 358 to 1146 and encodes 262 amino acids. The record is from RefSeq and is a predicted model, not a curated record. NCBI's taxonomy places the organism in Eukaryota, Metazoa, Chordata, Actinopteri, Syngnathiformes, Syngnathidae. The transcript is spliced from 5 exons. Gene Ontology annotation, molecular function: peptidyl-tRNA hydrolase activity.